Paramuricea clavata is the source of this 978-nucleotide messenger RNA. NCBI's taxonomy places the organism in Eukaryota, Metazoa, Cnidaria, Anthozoa, Malacalcyonacea, Plexauridae. The record is from the annotation of a GenBank genome assembly.
GGUAGUAGCACUGCAUACAGUCGAUACAGUGGUAUAAGCUCCAGCCCAGUCCGAUUUGGAUCAAAAGCAUCAACGUCGACGCGCGCUGAUCCAAUUAUCGUCCCUCAUUCGACGAGUGCCAUUGGCGUUAAACGUAAACUAGAAAGUUCCUUUCGAGCUCCAGUUAAUAAGGUCCCAAAAAGCCUUGGAAUUACAACUAUGAUGAGACUUGGACAGGCUAUAACGGCUACGGAAACUUCGCAGGAGAUUGUUGAAGUUUCAAGAUUUAAUAUUAAUGAUAUGGUCUGGUCACCGCCAGUAUCCGUACACUUUACAAUUGAAAAGGAGAAGUUUGCUGAAGGUGGUUUUCGUGCUGCGUACAAGGCUACCUCGAAAUCACCAAAUUUUGAAGGUAAAACCUACAUUGUGAAACGCUUCUUACCUAAAACAGUUGAACUGAUUGGAGCAGUAAACGAGACUCAAGAAGACCAUGCACGAAAGUCUAUUCAGAUGCAAGCAUUGGCAAAUAAUUUCGCAGAACAAGUUGCAGCAAAAGUAGAGAAAGAUGGAAACAAAAAUGUAUUUGGAAAGCCAUUUCGGUAUGUUGAUGCAUUUUUGGGAAAGGUUCAGCGCACAAACCAAAUUGUAACAAUAGAACAGUUUGCAUCCGGUACUUUCCAAAAAUAUGUAAACAACGAUGGAACAAUCUCACAUAACAAGGACAUUGAGAAGCAAAGAAAGGCUGAAAGCCUUGUUCAUUUUUCGUUUGUAAAGUCGAACAGGAAACUCUUGUUGGUAGAUAUCCAAGGAGGUGAGUAUAACCUAACAGAUCCUGAAAUUGCCACAGUGUCUGGCAUAUAUGACAAUGACGACCACCUUCUCUUCUGUGCUGGAAAUCUAUCAACAGAAGCAUACUUGAAUUUCUUCAAUGCUCAUAAGUGUAAUGCAUUUUGUAACCUCCUUGGUCUCGUGCCGGAAGAAGUAGAGAAUGAUGCGUAA